AUGGAAACAUUAUCACAUAUAUUAUUAAGAAAGAUAGUUUCAUUCAUUGAAUCUAAUGCUGAUAGGAUAUGUCUGGCAUUGGUGUCAAAGAGAUUCUUUGAGGAAAAGGACAAGUACUUUAGUCUGAACCCAUCGUCGAUAAGGUUAUCGACAACAUUCUAUCAAAGUACACGUAUAAGACUCAACUCUUUCAGACCAAUGAUUGACGAAGCAUUUGAUGCACGUCCCGACCAGACCAUGAUCUAUCACAGCAAAGACUGUGAACCAAACACAAUCAUCAGUUACUUUAAGUACUUUAACCAUGUCCAUCAUAUAUUAUAUAGACCUUAUAAAAUAUCACCUAGUAUCACUACACUAAAAUUCUCUACAGAGGUCAAUCGUCGUAUUAGGAAGGGUAUGAUCCCUCCGACAAUCAAGACAUUGAUAUUUGGCUAUGAGUUCAACUCUCUGAUCGACCCAGGUGCCAUCCCCGAGUCGGUCCUGACGAUUGAGUUUCGACAAGAGUACAACAGAUCACUGGAGAAUGUACUGCCCAGCAGCCUGACCAGUCUGACGUUCAGGGACGGCGAGUUCCACACACGUAUCAAGCCUGGCCAUCUACCAAACACGCUACGUUAUCUGGACCUGGGCCUGAACUUUAAUCGUCCACUGGUGCCCAACUCUCUGCCCAACAGUCUGACAGAGCUACUGAUAAGCGAUGGCUUUAACAGACCGAUCGAUCCCGGUGUCCUCCCCGAGAGCCUCACCAAGCUAACGUUUGGCGAGACAUUCAAUCAGGAGAUGGAAAUCGGCACUUUGCCCUCCAACCUCAAGGAGAUAUUCUUUGGCCUAUUCUUCAACUCCCCACUGAAUCCAGGUGUUCUCCCGCCAGCCCUAACAACAAUCACAUUUGACAUUAGUGGACAUUUCAAUCAACCACUGGAACCCGGAUCAGUUCCCUCAUCGCUGACCAGUCUAAGCUUUGGCGAUGAUUUCAAUCAAUCAUUGAUGGAUAUACUGCCGCCAACUAUAGUCCAUCUCUCCUUUGGUUCAGAGUACGAGCAGCCACAUUCAUUCAAUGAGCUCAAGAUUGGAGAGAAGCUCGAGAGGAUUGAGUUUGCUGGCGAGCAGUUCUUGCUCCCUUCCGGAGCAAUUCCUCCAUCGGUGACAGACAUCAACUCUGGCGUCAACUUUAACACGAAAAUCCCCUCUGGCAAUGUCCCAAAGCAGAUCAAGGUACUUGAGCUUGGUGCUUCAUUCAAUCAUACGAUUGCCAAGCGUGCUUUGCCCGAUGGUUUGGAGACGCUGGUGUUUGGCGAGGACUUUAAUCGACUACUCAAACAUGGUGCGCUUCCCUCAACGCUCAAAUCAAUCAGUUUUGGCGAUUCAUUCAACCAACAGGUUCCCAGAGGCAUGUUCCCAUCGUCGCUCACGAGCAUCACGUUUGGAUUCGGGUUCAGUCAGCCCUUCAAGAAAGGCUCCAUCCCCGAGUCAGUCACUGAGCUAAAGCUGAUGUCCGACUCCUAUCCCUACCACAUCCAGGAGGAGGAUAUACCUUCUGUGCGACGACUGAUCCUCGAGGGCGACGCAGUGCUCCAACCAUCGUUUGCCGGUCAUCACACGAUCAAGGGCGACAGCAUCAGACAUCUUCAGUUCAAUCAUGCACCAAACAAGUUUGAGACACUCGAGCUGAGGCCACUGAGCGAGAGGUGGACACUACUGAUGCUGGAUGACAUGCGUGGAGGAAUAGUUGAUUCAAAGCACAUGAUGAAGUUCCUACACAUGUACAUAAGGGACCUCAAAACAUAUUCAUUUGGAGAGUUGGACGAUGACACUGUUCCCGAGGACGAUGUAGAUGCAUCAUAUCAAGAGUCUGAUGAUGAUGAUGAUGAUGAUGAUGAUCACUACCAUGGACACCAUCACUAUGACCAUGAUCAGGAUUAUCAAGACGAAGAUGAGGAAGAUGAAGAAGAUGAUGAUGAUGAUGAUGAAGAUGAAGAUGAUGAAGAUGAUGAAGAUGAUGAAUUUGAUUCCGACUUGGUCAACCAUCUGAAAGCACAUCUGGCAGUCCAUGCAAGUGAUGAGGAGGACGAGGAAGACGAGGAAGACGAAGAUGAGGAGGAUGAGGAUGAGGAUGAGGAUGAUGAAGAUGAUGAGAUAGAUUAUGAUUUUGACGGUGAUGAAGACGAAGAUUAUGAUGACUAUGAUGAUUAUGGUGGAGGUCAUCAUUGGCCAAACCAUCAAAACAAUGAUGAUGAUGACGACGACGAUGACGAUGACGACGAUGACGAAAUCACUGAAACUGAUGAAGACCAGAGUAGCUCUGAUGAAGAUUAUUUCUAA
This is a messenger RNA of Acytostelium subglobosum LB1, 2322 nucleotides long. RefSeq lists its product as hypothetical. The transcript is spliced from 2 exons. NCBI's taxonomy places the organism in Eukaryota, Evosea, Eumycetozoa, Acytosteliales, Acytosteliaceae. Bases 1 to 2322 code for a protein of 773 amino acids. The record is from RefSeq and is a predicted model, not a curated record.